GGCGCGGAGCGGGGCCGGUUCCUCUCCCCGGCCGGGCGGGCUCCGGAGGCGGCUGAGCGCACGCAGCCACUGCUCUAAGACGAAUACAUCAUGGAUAAAUAUGAAAUCAUUAAACAAAUUGGAGAAGGAUCUUUUGGCAAAAUAUUCUUGGCGAAAGGAAAAAUGGAUAAUGAGCCAUGUGUUAUCAAAGAGAUCGAUUUAACUAAGAUGCCAGUGAAAGAAAAAGAAGCCUCUGAGAAAGAAGUCAUUCUGCUGGCCAAAAUGAAGCAUGCAAAUAUUGUCACCUUCUAUGCUGCUUUGCAAGAAAAGAACAAGCUAUAUAUUGUGAUGGAGUACUGCGAUGGUGGAGAUUUAAUGAAGAGGAUAAAUAUGCAGCAUGGAGUGCUGUUUGAUGAGGACCAGAUUCUCAGUUGGUUUGUGCAGAUCUCCUUGGGCUUGAAGCAUAUUCACGACAAGAAGAUUUUACACAGGGAUGUAAAAGCAGAGAAUGUUUUUCUUAGCAAUAAUGGAAAGGUAGCAAAGCUUGGGGACUUUGGCAUAGCAAGACAGCUGAACAGUACUACAGAGUUUGCCCAUACCUGUGUAGGGACCCCCUAUUACCUUUCACCUGAGAUAUGUGAAAAUCGACCCUACAACAACAAAACAGAUAUUUGGUCUCUUGGCUGUGUGCUUUAUGAGCUGUGUGCACUAAAACAUCCAUUUCAAGGCAAUAGUUUGCAUGAGCUGGUGCUGAAGAUUUGCAGAGGUCGUUUUCAACCAGUGUCUCCUAACUACUCCUAUGAUCUGAGGAUAUUAAUUUCCCAGUUGUUUAAAAUAUCUCCAAGAGAUCGACCAUCCAUCAAUUCUAUUCUAAGGAAGCCCUUCUUGCAGAAGCUUGUUCUCAGGUAUCUGCCCCCUGAGGUAGCACAGGAAGAACUCAGACACACUGUGAUACGCAGAAAAAGACCUUCAGCAUCUCACGCUGGAGCCAAACAGAUACAAGCAUAUAAACUUCAGAAAACAAGAGUCCAGGACCCAGUUUCUCUGGAAUCUGGAAUGGCGAUGCCUUUCAAGAAACAAGACUUAUUUCAAAGAAAUGAAUGGAAGCCUCCUUCAAGGGUACAACAGCCUAUUAUUCAGCCACAGACCUCCACAUUUAAUAUGGCAGAAAGGCCAGAAAGCAUCAGAGUACGUGGCCAUUGUGGUCAUUACUAUGAGAAGCUUGACAGCCUGCAAAGGAAAGCUAAUGCACCUUAUGACCUUUCUCAUAUCAGCCAAAGAGCUGAAGAUUACUAUAAACUGAAAGGACAGGUUGCACCUCCACCUCCACCACCUGAUUGGACUGCAGAAUUUCUUCAGAGGCGGUUCGAAGCCCAGCAGUACAAGAUUAAAGUGGAAAAACAGAUGGGACUGCGACCGUCCUCUGCUGACCCAUAUCAUGGCCAAAUACAGCAGCAGCAAACAAAGGAGGAGCAUCUCAAAAACACGUCUAGAAAGAAUGAAAUGAAAGAACAGGAGUAUUUGAAGCAAUUGCAGAAAAUUCGGGAAGAAUACCACAGUGAUAUAAAAGAAUUCAGAUUUAGAGCAGGAGUACUUCAGGAGAACCAGAAAAUACAAGAUAAAACCUAUCUUGUGAAGCAAGGGAAAGCUGAGCACCAGUCUGAAAACAAAGAUAUAUCUGCAACAGGAGAAGAAUCACUUCAGGAUAUGGAGGAAAGCUUUAAGCAAGUCAGACUCCAGGAUAGGCAAGACCAACCAGUAUUAGAAAAGAGACGUAACACAAAAGGAGGCCUAAAAUUUGAAAUUAACUUAGAUGUAUGUUUUCCUGAGGAAGACAGCAUUCAAGAAGCAGAGGUACUAGAUAAACUGAAUGAGACUUUAACUUUCAUGGAUGGUGAGAAUAUUAAGGAGAAAUUGGUGGAAGUUUAUGAAAAUCACACAGACAGAGCUUUGGAAAAACUGUCUGAUCACUCAACAGAGUCAAUACAUGAUAUGAAAAAAACCAGAAAACAUUGGCAGCUUGGAGCCCCUCAGACACUGCUGAAUUUUUUAGCUGGUGCUGAUGUCACUGCAUGUCCCACUAUGGCUGGAAAUGAACUUGCUCACCAUGUUAUUCUGCCUGAGGACAUCCCAGAAAACAGGAAGAAGUGGAAACAGACACCACCAGACACACUCCUGAGCAUCUUAGCAAAAGCAGAGCUGUCUGAUGAUUCCUUUAUCUCUUUUAAGGAAGACAAAGAAGGGAGAUUAACUCUGUUGCCUCCAGAAGAAAACAAGGAAGAUGAUUCAGAAACUCUGAAAACAUACUCUGAUGUUGCUGUUGAUGAAGGUAGACUUGAGCCAAGAUCAGAUGAUGAAGACACGAAUUUUGAAGAUUCUGAAGAUGAACUCAGAUACGAACUGGAGGAAUUUCUGGAAAAGUUGUCAACUUCUCCAGCGGAGAGAAAAAUGGAGCCUGACAUCUUUUCAAUAAAUAAAGGUGAAACAGAUGAAGAAAAGAUGAGUUUACCUCACAAACAUGGAAAAUCUGAUGAUGAUUUAGAAAAUAAUCAUGGGUAGUUUGGUGUUGAUGCACAUAAUGAAAAAGAAUUGAUAGAGGGCUGCAAUUUUGCUUUAAAGGAAAAAUAAAUCAGGGUACCUUUCAGAUGUCUGAAGAUUGAAAAAUCCUCAGCCAGACUGAAAUGCUGUUUCAUCUAUUAUUCUGAACUACCUGGACAUACCUGACAAGUCUUGCUUGAGCAAGUUUCUGAUUGCGUAGUCUGUUUAACCAUUUUGGUAUCAUGUCAGUCUCCUAGUUUGUGCAUUUUAUUUCCCUAGAUAAAUCAACUCCUCCUUUUAAGAAUCUCUUCCAGCUUUUCAUAAUCAGUGUGUACUGCCAGUAUACACUUUGUAAUCUACAGUUUCAUUUACAUAGUACUGACCCUAUGUAGUAACAUCAACUGCUCAGGAGUUUUAUACAGUGUAAAGUAGCAGUAAAAGGGUUUAUUAGUA
Molecule: messenger RNA, 2970 nt
Organism: Hirundo rustica (Barn swallow)
Lineage: Eukaryota; Metazoa; Chordata; Aves; Passeriformes; Hirundinidae
Gene: NEK5
Product: NIMA related kinase 5
Exons: 23
Coding region: 91-2538 (815 amino acids)
Biological process (GO): protein phosphorylation
Molecular function (GO): ATP binding; protein kinase activity
Source: RefSeq, a predicted model, not a curated record